Molecule: messenger RNA, 8075 nt
Organism: Amoebophrya sp. A25
Lineage: Eukaryota; Dinophyceae; Syndiniales; Amoebophryaceae
Source: the annotation of a GenBank genome assembly
UUUUGUGCGCGCUCGGCUUUUUCCUUUUCUCUUGACUGUUCCUCACGAGUGAUGAGUGGGAGUGUGGCGUCUCCUAGGUCUAGUCCUCGACUCCAACUUCCCCUUCAAGCACAGAUAUCGAUAUUAUCAGGGACCACCUUGGAGCACUGCUUUAACCUACAUUUUAAUUUACAUGAUUGAUAUCUUAUCCCUUAGGUUUAGCCCUUCAAAGAAAAUACAUGAUUGAUUUCUUCAACAUAGUAGUUCUUGAUGUUUAUACAUUCGAAUCGCUUUGUUCUGAAUUUGAAGCAUGAGUAUGUAGUACAACGACAACAAAAGGACUCGGGGGAUAAAUAUGAGCACAACCAGCAGGAUGUCGAAGGGGAGGACUAUGAUAACUACCCCACCUGGAGGUGGUCGAGCAAGUAUCGUAUGGACACGUGCGCUGCGUUUGGCUCUAUACUACGGCUUUGGUGAAACCGUGAUAGCAGUAUCAUCAGCAAUGUUGAUCCAAGCCCCUGAUGCAAAACCACGAGGGGCAGAGUACAAAAAACGUUAAGGCUACUUGUUUUCAAGUAGAAAUCAGGAUGAAUGUUCAUCUACUUUUGACAUCAAGUAGUUCUUCUAGCUUGAGGUCCCUUGUACUAUAUUUAUAAUGAGAAGAAAAAUAUACGACUAGAAGUUCUUCUUGCGCUAGAACUCAAGAACUUGCUCCUGAAAACGAGGAACCAGCUAGAGAUAUAGGUAGAGAGUCAGACUCGACAUAGUUUGAUAUCCCAGAUCUAGCUGAAGAUUUUGUUGAUGGGUUUAUUUGUCGAUAAAGAGAGCAAAAUAGGGGGAAGCUCUAACUCGAUCACGGCAAGGUGCCAGGUGGUAACAUCGAUAGAGACCAGAAUGAUCAGGCACCGCCGUCCUUUCUUGAACAGGUACUACAGGUAGGGCGUUUACUCACAAAUAAAGAAUUUCAAUUUUAUUUGUGGUAGGUGUUGGAUGACUAUGCAGAUUUUGAUUGGAGUAGGACUUCUUCAUCUUCCUCUUCAUCUCGGGUGUGGACCUUCGUUUUUCAUCUUCUAUGAGACUGCUUAGGCUUACGAGUGUUUUGGAUAGAACCAAAAGCUUUGGUUUUUCAUCAAAAAAAGAACUCAGAUUAAGUCCGUCACCGACUUGAUCGAGCAGCGUACUAUUGCAAUGACAGCACGCCAGGGGUUUCUUGCCGCGAGCGCGGACGGAGACCUGGAAAAGGCAAGUGGUAAUUAUAAAUAUAGAUACAUUUUUUAGAUGAUGUUGUUCUAGAAGAUGCAGUAGAGUGUAUUUUCUACUUGGAUGAAAUUCUUCAUCGAGUAUCUUAAUCUCUACUCAUUUUUUGGCACUUAUCGUUCGAUUAGUUGACUAGCAUAAGGGUAAUUCAGCCAGGAGGUAGAAAUCAAGUUAGAGGAACCGCCUGGCCAGGACGAAUCACAAAGUCGACCUCAUCCAGCAUGGUGAUUUCCUAUACAUAGAAUCUUCAGUUGAUAAUGUUGAUAGCUGAUACUACCACUCGACGUUCAGCAACUACAAGCUCAUCAUGGCCAUCUUGCUCUUGUCGCAAUUGGAAUCAUUUCUUGUGUAGUAGUUGUUUACGAGUUCAGCACCCCCCUCAAAAUAGUUGUCAUUCCGUUCAGGCCGGUCAUAGUACUACUCCAUGACCAGGUAAUUUUUUACCGGGAAAAAGGGAAUCCCUUUGUAGUCGUACUAGUGUACCAGGUUGCAAAUACUAUUUUUAUAGAGUAGUCCGUUUUUCGAGUUACGGGUUGCUCGAGUUCUCUCGAGUUGCCACGAGUUGCCGAAACUCACACGCCCAGUCCGGAACGAGUUGCUAACGGGUUCCUCUCGGCAGCUUGCCACUUUGAAAGCGCAGCACCCCGCGGCGGUAUGGCGGGCCAAGAUGCCGCGGAGUUCAGGGGGAAGCUCGUGGCCAGUUGUUUCGUGGCAGAUCUGCCGUUUGUAUUAAAGAGACACGCCCCGGCCGAGCUCUUCGGGGCUUGGGCUUAGCGAAAGCAUGAAGGCGAACCCGGGGCCUUUUUUGUUUGAGUGGCGCGCGCGCAAGCCUUGUGAAGUGCAGCGAUUUCCUCGCGGUGUCGGUGUCUCUGCAUGGUCGUGCGCUGAUGUCGGUCGCGGCCUGGCUCUGUUUUUUUUUGCUGGUGAGUGGCCAGCUUGUUCGGCUUCUUGGGGCCCCUGUUUGCGCUGUAGUGGGCUUACUGAGUAGCGCGCCGCCUAGUGGGUAGCGGUAGCAUCACAAGCAGGGCCCCCCUGAGUAGUGUAGACGCAUCGGGAUCGGAAUGGAGUAGGUUCAUUUGUGUGCUUGUUUUAUAGGACAGCAGCUAUACAUUACCAGGCAGGCGCGCUAUCUUAGUAACACAAAACUACGAGGGCAGGGCCCUGGGUGGCGUUGCUCUUGUCUGCCCCGCGCAUGCAGCGCCUCGCAGAGAAGAGAGGGCGCUACUGGAGGCGUUCGCUUGUGAGGGUGGUUUGCGCCCCUGGGCAACGUAUUUGACGCUUCGAAGAUAGUGCGCCCGAAGGGCGCAGCGAAAAUUUUUUUGGUAUGGAACUCGUUCAACUCGAGCAACUCGAGCAACUCGACCCGAUAUCGGGCGCAAAAAGUCUAAUUCUAUACCCUGUAGUUCAUCCUUUUGAUUGAUCUCAAUGUUUAUCCAGCCCAAUUGGAUGCCAAAUACUCCCACUGCUACAGAUGUAGACCCGGACAAGGCAAACGAGGAUAUAGUUCUGGGUUCAACGAGGAAAGCGUCAGCGUUCUUUUAAGGUUCACGUUGCCGAGACGAUAGAUAUAUCGACUUUCUGCGAUGAUAAUGAAGAUGAUCUCGCACUUUCUAGUGGUCUCGUUGUUACUGUUGUAAGUAUAGAAGUUCUGUAGGUGCAGUACUACCAAACAAUUAGCUAAGAGGUCUCGUUCUCUUCAUUUUAGUGUGUCACCCGUCACGGAGAGGACUCUACUUAAUAGCAUUCGUUCUUCUAAGAGCCAAGAGUUAGAGUUUGAUCUCGGGUUAGAGCAAGUCAUUCCCAGUAGAUGACGACCACGCCCUUUUUCCUUUCACCUUGGCAAGGUCGUGACCUUGCUAAUUGUAAUCAUGAGAAUGAAAACUCUAAGUAUCAGACAAGCAGACGCAAUACAAAACAAAGAAGAAAGAAAUGACACGCACGAAAAAGAGUUCGGGUGCGCAAGUUAAGGCUAGCGGCAGCCCAUCUUCUACAUCAUCGAUCUUUCAUCCAGUAGAGUCUUCCUCCUUGAAGACAUUUAGCUGAAAGAUGUUUCCAGAGUUAUAGAUGGGUUCUACGUACCGAUACCUCUAAUAACAGCACCGUCUGCGAGCAGAUGUUUGGUAUGAAGACGAAGGAGUCUAUCAUUUUUGUCUCCGUCCUGAUCGGUCUGGCGGUCAUCACGUUCACAGUCUGCAUCGUCCUGUUCUUCAUGUACUAUUCUCGCAUAAAGAUUAGAUCUUUCAUGUUUAUUUGCUACUUCGACAUGUUUUUAAUCUUUUGACAAGUUCUCAAAACCCGGAGCAUGGAUCGCAGAGGAGUGUCUGCUCUGCCUCCUAGUUGUAAGUACGUCUGAUCUUUGAUUCUGUUGUAAUUAUGUGUGUUUUCCUAAGUCUGACGUUCUUGUCGAUGUCUAUCUUUGUUGGUUGAUGCGUAGAGAAGAGCUCUUACUUGUUGUAAGUAGCAAGGUCGUAGAAAAAUGGUCAACGUCUUCAAUCAGGAUUAUCACCAUCACGGAAAUUGUCGUCAUCCGAUGGUUGUUAUCAACGUUGACGUUGAGGACGAACACGAUUAUUUUUGAAGAACUUUUAUCAAAUGAUAAUUGGACUUGUGAGAAACUGCUCCAUCUCCACCAGGUCGUCCAAUGAUCUAUCGAAAAUAUCUUUAUCUUUUUCUUCACCAAUGAUCUUCAGAUACCCACGUUGCUGUGGGGGAAACGAAGGCGACGACGACGGCAAUAGAGAGAGCUACGCUCCUGGGUUUGGAGCUACAGUGGACGAGAACGCAGAACGAGCAGUGUCUGAUGAGGAAGAACUACGGCACAUUCUGAUGCUUGUUGAUGAUGGAGGUCGAACACCUCGUCUAGUCUUCAUUUUCAUUAUUUUAUAGUUACAGAUCGAUGAUGAUCACGAUUCACGAUCAACGCAUGUUCGUGAUCAACAUGGUCAACAGAGACUAACUAGGACUAGCACUAAGCUGCUGACAGAGGACAAGGAGAAGAAUAGCUCUUUUUGAAAAACUGCAUAUUCUUCAUAUGCUCAACAUGCUGGACGGUCGGAGGUCGAUCAUGAUUCAUGAGCAACAUCAAGGUAAGUAAAGUAGAUAGGAGAUUUAGAUCGAAGUCGCAUAAGGUGAGCAGGCUCUUUCUCUGGAGGACGAAUCAUCUGUCCGUCCCCAUGUUCAUCUGCAUCAUCUUGUUUUUAGCUCUUCUAAUUUCUCCAGCGGUGAUGGACCAGGGUAUGCAGUCCUUUGCGCAAGGCGCCGGCGCCCAGUAUCAAAAAAUGAGAGAAGGGGAGGCCACAACGGUCACGGUCGUUACGGCUACUCAUCAACAACAGGUAAUUCUAAGUUUAUAGUGCUAGUCUUCCGUCACCACCUCAAAUAGUGAUUAUAAGAGAUAUAAUUUUAUUUGCUCGUCUUCUAUCCCUACUUUUUUUAGCUUCAUCAUAUGAUAAUGGGUAUCUCAUCAUCGUUGAGAAUAUAUUUCGAGAAGAGAAAACCUUUUACUGGAAGACGAAUGCGGACUAUACAAAAAUGCAUUACGGAUGGCUCUAAUCAUGUGGACGUCGGCAAUGAUGACAAGACUGCCCAAGAGCAGAGAAAGAGAGCUUUCCAAGUCCACCAGUAUUACAGCAACACCACCGCCGAUGGUGACUACAACGACGAUUAUGGCUGUCAAUUUGACGAGUUUACUGCAUCAAUGCAAAUCCUCUUUUUGAUGUCCUUUAUCUAGUUUCGGUAUGGAGGAGAAGAGGACGCACCUAGUACACGUACAGACUACACGUUGUACAAAGUACUAAGUGUUGAUAUUUAUAUAUAAUCGUCCUGCAAGAAAAAUUUCAAUUCGUGGCACCAAUAUGAUUACCAGUUCGUUCAUCUUCUGGUUUUGGUUAUCAUGAGUACAACAUGUACAAUAAUCAAGAUCGCGACCACCUAAUAAGGAACACCCGUUGACAUUUUGUUGGUUCUAAUGUUGCACCAGUAUGCUGUCGCCUUUAGAUUGCGAUUUACAAUAUCAGCUCAACACCUCGUGCAUUGAAGGAACGGACAGUGAGAUCGAAAAGCAAAUGAUACUGGAGUCUCUUGUUACGGCAAUUAACGUUCAUCUAAUUCGUACGGUUAGUCGUAGUCCUUCCAUCCAAGUCAUUAAUUCAUCGAUCCUUGUGGGCGGUAUAGGGAUGAAGGAUAUUGUCUUCUUACCAUGAUCAUGAUGUUUUAAGAGCAAGUACAUGCCGUAGUUUUUCCACCACGGGAGAACGAGAGGGUAAGCAGCCCUGUGGUCUUCGGCAAGAGUCACUACUUCCUGGCAGGAUCUUCAUGAUGCGUAUUUUAAGAGAAACGAGGGUAAAAAUAAUAAUAAAAGAGAAACUCGAUUAUAGUUUUCAGUUCCACAGCGAUCAUGAAUUACGGGUAGGUCUAAUCUUACAGCGCAGAAGGAAAAGAAGAGGGAAGCAAGACGCGCCGCUCGUUUGCUGAAGGAAGAUACCUCUACGCCUACUUCGGUCGCAACAAGAACCGACGGCGUCGCCGCGUCAUCCAAUGUUAAGGCUCUACAAUUUGACCCCUCAACGAACAAUGAAUUUUUGCAGAGUUCUUGAGCAACAUGAAGAUGAGUAGAUGCAGGUUUCUUUCGUCGUCUGGUACUGGUUGUAUUCAUCGUAAGGUUUUAGCAAGCAUCGUAAUCGUUACCUUUCUGUUUCUGAAUAUGUGGUUCUAUAUAUUUGCAUCUAUUCGUAAUGACUUUAAGGCUUUAUCCAUCUUUGAAGAUGUUCUUGAUGGUAGAUGACCUCGAUUCUUGAUGUGGAACACAAGGAAGUGUCGAUGUAGGUACAACUUCCAACGUUUACCCGCCAACUAGAAGACGCACAUCAUAGCGUCAAGAAUCCAGACGAGACCAAGUAUUUUUGAUGAAAGAAUAAUGACGAAACAAUUAGAUUAAGUGACUGUUCUUAUGAUAUCGGCUCCUCUAAUGAAGCUAGUGAUGUGGACUUGUCUACUACAACCGGCUCUCUGUCCGCUUCUUUAUCCGCUUCCUCGGCUAGCAGUCAUGCACAUGGAGCAUCCAGAAACAAGAAUGGUGUUGAUGCUGGUGCAAUCCCCAAAUGGAAAAAGAAAGAGAAACAGUCACCACCAACAUCUGCGACGGCGUCCAAGAAUAUGGAGUAUCACAUGCAGUUCAUCGAUCCACAUCAAAGCGACGAAAUAGAACUGCAGAUGGACAAAGACGAGUCGAAGAGUACAGACGAUAGCAGUGAGAUGAAUGCAACUCCUAGUCGUGCUCCAUCUACAACAUCGACUGCAAGAUCGUCAGAAGAAGAAUCUGCCACCUCCAAGAGCCGAAAACGCACAUCAUCAUUUAUGAAAUAACUCCUCGUGGAACAAGUCCCGCUCCCGUCCCAGUGGAUCUACUGAAUGUGACUUUUUUCCAACAAUAUAUAAUCUUUUUCCAUACAAUGAUAAUAUCGUCACACCAUUCCUCAAUAGAUUUAGGUUGAAUACUAGAAAAUGACGCGUCGUGAAACGCCUAAUGGUAGAUGCCGCUGAAGAUUCUAAUCUAUCAGCAGUUAUCUUUUAGCUUCACUCUUUUUACAUGCUUGCAUAAAAAAUAGAGAAGUAACACUGUGAUAGUGUCAGCGCCUUUUCUUCAGUCACUGACAACGUUGUGGAUUUCUUAAGUUUUACCUAUGAAGAUACAGGAGCAAUAAUUCUUGUUAAGUCUUGCUUAUGUUCAAAAUACAGGAGGAGAUGAAUUCGUUCCCACCCUAAAUAAUUUCGUUUUGAAUACUAGCCUGGAGCGCCCGACAACACCCCCCCGCGCUAGGAUUCCCCUCCUCCCAGAGUAACCCACGGAGCACGCGGCUCGCCUGGAAUUCAACUUCUUGGAUUUGAAUUACUCAAAUCCAAAAAUUUGCGACUUUCGCAAGUCUUUUCGAAAUUCAACAUCUUGGGCCUGAAUUUCUCAAAUCGAAAAGUUUACGACUUUAGCGGGUUUUUCUGAAAUUCAGGCGCGCUCUUGGAUUUGAUUCGUAGGCCUAAUUUCUUGGGUUUGAAUUCCUCAAAUCCCUAAGUUUUUGACUCUAACAGGUUUUGUCGAGAUUCGCCCUCUUCCUUGGAUUUGUUUCGCAAGCCCAUAAGUUUAGAAGUUCAGAAAUGCGCAAGUUCGUAGGUUCAUAAGUGUAAGCCCAAUUUCUUGGAUUUGAAUUCCUCAAAUCCCAAAAUUUUUGAUUUUGGCAAGUUUUGCCGAGAUUCAAUCUCUUUGAUUUGAUUCGCAAGCCCAUAAGUUCAGAAGUUCAGAAGUGCGCAAGUUUAUAAGUUUAUAAGUGUAGGCCCAGCUUCUUGUAUUUGAAGUCCUCAAAUCCCAAAGUUUUUGAUUUUAGCGAGUUUUGCUGAGAUUCAAUCCCUUGGAUUUGAUUUGCAAGCCCAUACGAAUUCAUAAAUUCGUAAACUCGUAAACUCAUUACUUUAAUAUAAAUUCAUAAACUCACAAAUUCGUCAAUUCCUAAUUUCGUAAAUUCAAUCAUAAAUUCAUAAGUUCAUAAGUUCCAGAAGUUUAGAAGUUCUUAAGUUUAUAAGUUCCUAAGUUUAGAAGUUUGGGCUUUGGAAGUGGGUGAGUGAGAGUUUGGCGGGGUGGUUGUUGUUCUUUUUUAAUUUAGCUCUUUAAUAUUCCACCCACUGGACCCCUCUUCAUAGAACCAGGAGGCAAUAAAGGCGAAACGCUCCGCUACGAUAAUCUUGUGAAGCAUGAAGCGAGGACGCUAACGGCGAGCACAGCGACCCUAGGAUCACUAUGCGGCACCACCUCACGGGACGCCUAUGUUGUAGAUUUGCAACAUGUUCAGUAA